UUCCGAUCUCGCACCGGGCCCGGCCGCGCCCCUGCAGACACAGGCUCGCCCUCGCUCGCCGCGCCCCUGCAGAACCGGCCCUCGCUCGCCGCGCCCCUGCCCAGACCCCCACCAUGGCCGGCAUCGCGGCCAAGCUGGCGAAGGACCGAGAGGCGGCCGACGGGCUGGGCUCGCACGAAAAGGCCAUCAAGUACCUCAACCAGGACUACGAGGCGCUGCGGGACGAGUGCCUGGAGGCCGGGACGCUCUUCCAGGACCCCUCCUUCCCGGCCAUCCCUUCUUCCCUGGGCUUCAAGGAGCUGGGACCCUACUCCAGCAAGACGCAGGGCAUCGUGUGGAAGCGGCCCACGGAGAUCUGCGACGACCCCGAGUUUAUUGUUGGAGGAGCCACCCGCACAGACAUCUGCCAAGGAGCCCUGGGUGACUGCUGGCUGCUGGCGGCCAUCGCUUCCCUCACCUUGAACGAAGAGAUCCUGGCCCGAGUUGUCCCCCUAAACCAGAGUUUCCAGGAAAACUAUGCUGGGAUCUUCCACUUCCAGUUCUGGCAAUACGGCGAGUGGGUGGACGUGGUCGUGGACGACAGGCUGCCCACCAAGGACGGGGAUCUGCUGUUCGUGCACUCGGCAGAGGGCAGCGAGUUCUGGAGCGCCCUGCUGGAGAAGGCCUACGCCAAGGUCAACGGCUGCUAUGAGGCGCUCUCGGGCGGCGCCACCACGGAGGGCUUCGAGGACUUCACCGGGGGCAUCGCCGAGUGGUACGAGCUGAGGAAGGCCCCUCCCAACCUGUUCAAGAUCAUCCAGAAGGCUCUGCAGAAAGGCUCCCUCCUGGGCUGCUCCAUCGACAUCACCAGCAUGGCGGACUCGGAGGCCAUCACCUUCCAGAAGCUGGUGAAGGGGCACGCGUACUCAGUCACCGGGGCGGAGGAGGUGGAGAGUGGGGGGAGCCUGCAGAAGCUGAUCCGCAUCCGAAACCCCUGGGGAGAGGUGGAGUGGACGGGCCGGUGGAAUGACAACUGCCCCAACUGGAACAGCGUCGACCCAGAGGUGAGGGAGAGGCUGACCAGACGGCACGAAGACGGAGAGUUCUGGAUGUCGUUCGGUGACUUUCUGAGGCACUAUUCUCGCCUGGAGAUUUGCAACCUGACCCCCGACACCCUCACCAGUGAGUCCUACAAGAAGUGGAAGCUCACCAAGGUGGACGGGACCUGGAGGCGGGGCUCCACCGCGGGAGGCUGCAGGAACUACCCGAACACGUUCUGGAUGAACCCUCAGUACCUGAUCAAGCUGGAGGAGGAGGACGAGGACCAGGAGGACGGAGAGAGCGGGUGCACCUUCCUGGUUGGCCUCAUCCAGAAGCACCGGCGGCGACAGAGGAAGAUGGGGGAGGACAUGCACACCAUCGGCUUCGGCAUCUAUGAGGUGCCGGAGGAGAUGACUGGACAGACUAACAUCCACCUCAGCAGAAACUUCUUCCUGACGCACCGGGCGAGGGAGCGGUCCGACACCUUCAUCAACCUGCGGGAGGUGCUGAACCGGUUCAAGCUGCCGCCUGGGGAGUACAUCCUGGUGCCGUCCACCUUCGAGCCCAACAAGGACGGGGACUUCUGCGUCCGGGUCUUUUCCGAGAAGAAGGCCGACUACCAGGUGGUUGACGACGAGAUCGAGGCUGACCUUGAUGAGAACGAUGCCAGCGAGGACGACAUUGACGACGGCUUCAGAAGGCUGUUUGCACAGCUGGCAGGCGAGGACGCGGAGAUCUCGGCCUUCGAGCUGCAGACCAUCCUGAGGAGGGUGCUGGCCAAGCGCCAGGACAUCAAGUCGGAUGGCUUCAGCAUUGAGACCUGUAAGAUCAUGGUGGACAUGCUGGACUCAGAUGGCAGUGGCAAGCUGGGGCUGAAGGAGUUCUACGUUCUUUGGACAAAGAUUCAGAAGUACCAGAAAAUUUACCGGGAAAUCGACGUGGACAGGUCUGGCACCAUGAACUCCUACGAGAUGCGGAAAGCACUGGAGGAAGCAGGUAACGCCUCAUGCUGCCGUGCUGGUACUUUAAUCCCCAGACAAAAGAAGGUGGUCUGGAAGUAAACACCGUCCCCGGUG
Molecule: messenger RNA, 2096 nt
Organism: Herpailurus yagouaroundi (jaguarundi)
Lineage: Eukaryota; Metazoa; Chordata; Mammalia; Carnivora; Felidae
Gene: CAPN2
Product: calpain 2
Exons: 21
Coding region: 114-2081 (655 amino acids)
Biological process (GO): proteolysis
Cellular component (GO): cytoplasm
Molecular function (GO): calcium ion binding; calcium-dependent cysteine-type endopeptidase activity
Source: RefSeq, a predicted model, not a curated record